AUGACCUUUGGAUAUCCUAAAAACUCGCCUCUCAAGAAUGCCAUGGACCUCAUGUCUUUGCGUGUGGUCGAGACUGGCCUGCCAGAUUAUCUCCUGAAGAAGAAAACCUGGAAUUCGACCUGGUGCACGAAGACUGACAACAACCUCAGCGAAUCGCGAGCUCUGACAGUUACGGACUUCCUUGGGAUCUUUUUCGUCUAUGGCAUCGGCAUCGCUGUCGCUUCUGUGGUCUUUGCUGUGGAGGUGAUGACGAAGCGCAGCGCCGGACGGCAGCAGUGAGGCGGCAACCCUACGGAUGACGAACUAACUAACGGACUUUCUGGAUACUCAUACACAUAACACCAUGAAGCCAUUGUGUACACAAUAAUCACGAUAGAAAAAUUAUUCAUUGGCCACAUCUUUCCUUAUUGAGACUUUUCCUCAAAGUCCCGAUAAAUAAAUCUACUCACUCGUGCUCAAUACUUUGCCUAUUGUUUUGCGCAAUUCGUAACCAAAAUUUUACAGCGCAAACCAAUGUUCACGCGCUUGAAUACAACAU
This is a messenger RNA of Hyalella azteca, 538 nucleotides long. RefSeq lists its product as uncharacterized. The transcript has 3 exons. Bases 1 to 279 code for a protein of 92 amino acids. The record is from RefSeq and is a predicted model, not a curated record. Lineage: Eukaryota; Metazoa; Arthropoda; Malacostraca; Amphipoda; Hyalellidae.